This is a messenger RNA of Arabidopsis arenosa, 664 nucleotides long. Lineage: Eukaryota; Viridiplantae; Streptophyta; Magnoliopsida; Brassicales; Brassicaceae. The record is from the annotation of a GenBank genome assembly.
CAAGCAAUACUCAAUUCCAAAGAAGAAGAAAAAAUGGAUGAAGAAAUUGAGAACAAAGUGAUACUCUAUGGAUCAUUCGCGAGUCCUUACAGCAAAAGGAUUGAAUCCAAAGUCCGGUUUUGGGCUAACUACAUCCAAUUACACCUUUACGAUGUGGUGAUAAAAGUGGUGAAAAGCGAAGGAGAAGAGCAAGAGAGAGCUCUCACAGAGGUGAAGGAGAAGCUGAGAGUUAUAGAGAAAGAAGGGCUUAAGGAGAUUUUCCCUGACACUGAUGGUGAACCGACCGUGACAAACGAGACCAUGAGCCUCGUAGACAUUGUGAUGUGCACUUUGCUUAGCCCUUACAAGGCACACGAAGAAGUUUUGGGUCUGAAGAUUAUAGACCCAGAGAUAGUUCCUGGUGUCUACGGUUGGAUCAAUGCUAUUAACGAAACCAGCGUGGUCAAAGAUCUAAGUCCUCCUUAUGAACAAGUCCUAGAGAUUCUUAGGGUUUUCAGACAGAUGUCUCUCUCCCGUUCCUGAAACUUAUCAGUCUUAAGUUUUGGAUUGCCUGAAACUUAUGUUCUCUGUUUUUUAUAUGUUAUUCUCUGUUUUCGAGACCUUUCCAGUGGUCUUGCCUCAACAGACAACAUCAUCAAGCCCAAAAUAAAACGGUGGGUAAACA